Erpetoichthys calabaricus (reedfish) is the source of this 2399-nucleotide messenger RNA. It is a transcript of the gene ddx21, whose product is annotated as DEAD (Asp-Glu-Ala-Asp) box helicase 21. Bases 82 to 2187 code for a protein of 701 amino acids. The transcript has 15 exons. The record is from RefSeq and is a predicted model, not a curated record. Gene Ontology annotation, molecular function: ATP binding; RNA helicase activity; RNA binding. NCBI's taxonomy places the organism in Eukaryota, Metazoa, Chordata, Cladistia, Polypteriformes, Polypteridae.
GAAAAAGCAACUUCCUUUCUAAUUUUGUGGCGGAGACUGAAGGGUCUCUUGUCCGCCUUUGGGUUGCUCUCAUCGGGUAAAAUGCCAGGAAAGAUCUUCUUUGACAGUGACAACAUGGACACGGAAGAAACUUUGGAAGUUAACAGCUCAGAACAGAACCAACAGAAGAAACCAAAAAAGGAAAAAAAGUCUAAGGAUGAAAAGAAAUUGAAAAAACAAGAUCCCGAUGAAGAGUGUGAGCCACCAAAACCCAAAAAGAAAAAGCGAGACCCCGAAGCUAUCAAUGGAGAUGUGGGGUCCACUCAAAAACUCCAGGAACCAACAAAUAGUAAAGUGGUUUGUGACCCUAUUAGUAAUGGAACAUCAAAAAUGAAGUUAGUUUCUCAUUCCAGUGAAGAAUCAGGCCCCGAAGGUGACAGUGAUGCAGAAAUCAAGGAAGAAACUCCAGAACAAAAAGAGGGUGCUUUUUCUAAUUUUAGGAUUUCUCAAGAAACUGUAAAUCUUUUGAAAGAGAGGGGCGUUACAUAUUUGUUUGAUAUUCAAGCCAAAACCUUUAACUAUGUGUAUGACGGGAGUGAUGUGAUUGCUCAAGCUCGCACAGGAACUGGGAAAACCUUUUCCUUUGCUAUUCCUCUGAUUGAAAAACUCCAGUCUGAUGCCUUGGAAAGAAAAAGGGGGAGGGCCCCAAAGGUUUUGGUUCUCACCCCAACAAGAGAGCUGGCUAUUCAAGUGGCAAAAGAUUUCAAAGAUGUAACCAGAAAACUGGCAAUAGCAUGCUUUUAUGGUGGAACUGCUUACAACCCUCAAAUUGACGCUAUACGGAGUGGAAUUGAUAUCUUAGUGGGCACUCCUGGUCGUAUUAAAGACCACCUUCAGAAUAACAAAUUAGACCUGGCAAAGUUAAAGCAUGUGGUGCUGGAUGAAGUUGAUCAGAUGCUGGACAUGGGCUUUGCUGAGCAGGUUGAGGAGAUUUUGCUGUCUGCCUACAAAAAAGGUUCUGAUGACAAUCCACAGACCCUGCUCUUCUCAGCUACAUGCCCUAGCUGGGUAUAUGAUGUUGCUAAGAAAUACAUGAGGCCAAAAUUUGAGCAAGUGGAUCUUAUUGGUAAGAAGACUAAAAAGACUGCAACAACUGUGGAACACCUUGCAAUUGAAUGUCAUUGGUCUCAACGAGCAGCAGUAAUUGGGGAUGUCAUUCAAGUAUACAGUGGAAGCCACGGGCGUACCAUUAUCUUCUGUGAGACAAAGAAAGAAGCAAAUGAAUUGGCCAUCAACGCCUCAAUUAAGCAGGAUACCCAGUCUUUGCAUGGAGACAUUCCACAGAAGCAGAGAGAAAUUACACUAAAGGGAUUCAGAAAUGGCUCUUUUGAGGUCCUGGUUGCUACAAAUGUGGCAGCUCGUGGGCUAGACAUUCCAGAGGUUGAUUUAGUCAUUCAGUGCUCACCACCCAAGGAUGUUGAGUCAUACAUUCACCGAUCUGGUCGCACAGGCAGAGCUGGACGCACCGGAGUCUGUAUCUGCUUUUACCAGCGCAAGGAGGAAGACCAGCUGCGAUUUGUGGAGACAAGAGCUGGAAUAACAUUCAAGCGAGUGGGUGUCCCAACUGCAAAUGAUAUUAUCAGAGCUUCCAGCAAAGAUGCUGUCAGAUUUCUAGAUGCUGUUCCCCCCUCUGCAGUUGGUUAUUUUCGAUCAGCAGCUGAAAAAUUGAUAGAGGAGAGAGGAGCUGUUGAAGCCUUAGCAGCUGCUCUAGCACACAUUUCUGGGGCUAAAUCUAUUGAACAGCGUUCUUUGCUUAGUUCUGAUGUGGGCUUUGUAACAAUGACUCUGAUGUGUUCAGUGGAAAUGCACAGCAUUGGGUAUGCUUGGAGGGGCCUUAGGGAACAGCUGGGUGAAGACGUUGAUUCAAAUAUUCAUAGAAUGAAGUUCUUAAAGGGCAAGACUGGAGUUUGCUUUGAUGUUCCAGCUGCCAGUGUGAAGACCAUUCAGGAAUCUUGGAAAGACUCGAGGCGUUGGCAGCUGUGUGUUGCAACUGAGCUUCCUGAACUAGAAGAAGUGAAGCGUAGUGGAGACAGAGCUUCAUCCGGUUUCGGCAAGAGAUCUUUCUAUGGUGGUGGAAAGAGAAAUGACCGGUUUAAUAACAACAGAGGACAACAGAAGAGAAGCUUUGGCAGAGCUUUUGCCUACUGAGGUGUCAAGACUCUAUUUGGAACUUUUGUCUUUCAUCUUCAGCAUCCUUCCAAUAUCAGCAUGGUCAGCUCUUUCACCAUAGUCUCAUAAAUCCUCACUUUGUAAAACAUAAGGGAUCUGAAGAAACUAUGACAAUUGCAUUGCGAUUGUGCAUUAUAAUGUAUAGGCCCAUUCACUGGAAUGAGAAACCUCAUUAAAGAUGUUUUAAAACA